GAUAAGCUUCGAGCUUUCGUCAUUGCCCUGGCCAUAACAACAGCGAACCCAACCUCAUCCCAUCCCCCAACUCUCCUAAAGUUCCUCUUCCUCUGCUUUAGUAUCGUCCGAAACGCGUCUCGCUACCACCCACUCCAACCAUGGUCUCCUCCGCCCCCUCCUCGUCGCCGAUUCCAGACGGCCAUCUCAAUGGCAAUGACACUCUUCCUAUGCGGCCGGUCCCCAAACUCUAUGCGAGCAACGACAGCUCCCAGUCAGGAGCUGGCACUCCCAUUGGAUUCCAGAGACACCCGCACAACAAGAUCCUGGACCAUGUAGCCGGCUCUAGCGUGCGUCAACCUUCCCCCCAGCCUACUCAUCUGGGUAUCCCUGGAGGCGGCCAACAUCGUAUCUUGUCCGAGGAAGACCCUGGCUACGUGGCGGCCAAGUUUGAAGGGAAGGAGAAUCAAAUGGAAGAAGUGAUGGACCAAUUGGAAAAGAAAGGCUUCCUUCCUGCCGAUUUCGUGACCGGAGAAACCAAUUGGUUCUACAACCAGCUGGGCAUUGACGACACAUAUUUUCAAACCGAAACAGUCGACGCAAUCGUCACACAGAUUCUCUCUCUAUACGCGGCCAAGGUCGCGGCUUACGCUCGGGACGAUAAGAAGCUUGAGAUCCGGUUGGACAAGGAAGCAGAAGAUCAUGCCGUUUACAUCGAUACCAGCAAGCCUGGCGUUUCAUCAGUCGAAGGUCCUGGCUAUGAACAGCGCAUCGAUCAGAAAUAUAUCAACGGCUCGACUCACGAUAACAGCUACCGUGUGGAAACCUUCCGCUCGCCGACUUCAAUCCCCGGAGACGACGGACAGCAACUUCGUUGUUAUUUCGUGUACAAGUGCCUGUUCGCCAACCCAAACCCUGAUCCGAACGAGACCAACAUCGACAUCAUUGGCGAAAAGAGAUUCUUGCAAAAGGCCACUCCCAACACCAAAGCCAUUUACCAAGAAAUCAUCAGCAAUGCCGUCAGCCGAUCCGGCCCGGUCAUUGAGAUGUUUGAGAUCGAGAAGAGUCGUGAAAAGCGACUGGUCAUUGCCUAUCGUCAAGGCUCUGCCAUGGGGCUUUUCAGCGCGCUCUCCGACUUGUACCAUUACUACCACCUGACAAGUUCCCGGAAGUACCUGGAGAAUUUCUCGAACGGCAUCACUGUGAUCUCGCUCUACCUGCGUCCUCUACCCAACAAGGGGGUUGUCCCCAAGCACCCUCCAAUCGAGUCGACCAUCCACCAGAUUAUCAAGGAAGUCUCUCUUCUGUACUGUAUCCCUCAGAACAGAUUCCAGCACCACUUCGCCAGUGGGCGUCUCAGCUUGCAGGAAACCAUCUACGCUCACUGUGCCUGGGUGUUCGUUCAGCAAUUCCUGAACCGGUUGGGAUCCGAAUAUAUCUCUUUGACCGACCUUCUUGACGCGAACAACAGUGUUCACGCGGAGCUGUUGGCGAAGAUCAAGAAGCGGUUGCGUACUGAGACAUUCACAUCCGACUACAUCUCAGAAAUUGUCAACAAGUACCCGGACCUGAUCCAUAAGCUCUACCUGGACUUCGCCAACACGCACUAUGUGCAGACCCGUGGCCCUGCCGAAGAUGACUUCCUUCCCACGCUAAGUUAUCUGCGUCUGCAGGUUGACGAGGUUCUGGAUGGACCCAAGUUGAAGCAGCUCAUCUCGAGCACCGCGGCUAACGAGCACGAUGAGAUGGUCAUGAGUGCCUUCCGUGUGUUCAACGCCUCGAUCCUGAAGAGCAACUUCUUCACCCCAACCAAAGUUGCCCUCAGUUUUCGACUCAACCCGGACUUUCUGCCGGAGCAUGAAUACCCCCAACGCCUUUAUGGCAUGUUCUUGGUCAUCAGCUCCGAGUUCCGUGGAUUCCAUCUGCGGUUCCGAGAUAUUGCCCGCGGAGGUAUCCGUAUUGUCAAGAGUCGGAACAAGGAAGCCUAUAGUAUCAAUGCUCGAUCGCUGUUUGAUGAGAACUAUAACCUCGCCAACACGCAGCAGCGCAAGAACAAGGAUAUCCCCGAAGGUGGUGCGAAGGGCGUGAUCCUCCUGGAUGUCAACCACCAGGACAAAGCCGGUGUUGCCUUUGAGAAGUACAUCGACAGUAUUCUGGACCUGUUGCUGCCCCCGGUGAGCCCCGGUAUCAAGGAUCCAAUUGUGGACUUGCAUGGCAAGGACGAGAUUUUGUUCAUGGGCCCCGACGAGAACACGGCCGAGCUGGUGGACUGGGCCACGGAGCAUGCCAGAAACAGAGGAGCUCCGUGGUGGAAAUCGUUCUUCACGGGCAAGAGCCCCAGGCUGGGUGGUAUUCCCCAUGAUACAUAUGGCAUGACCACUCUGUCUGUGCGACAGUACGUCCUUGGUAUCUACCGCAAACUGAAGAUCGACCCGAGCACCAUUCGAAAGCUGCAGACCGGUGGUCCCGACGGCGAUCUGGGCUCCAACGAAAUCCUUCUUGCAAAUGAGAAGUACACGGCCAUUGUCGACGGUUCCGGCGUGCUUGUUGAUCCUCAGGGCCUGGAUCAUGAAGAACUCAUCCAGCUCGCCAAGAACCGGGUGACCAUUUCUGAAUUCGACCUCUCGAAGCUCUCGCCUCAGGGCUAUCGGGUUCUGGUUGAUGAAAGCAACGUCAAGUUGCCUAGCGGCGAGCUGGUUCACAAUGGUAUGAUCUUCCGGAAUCUGUUCCACCUGCGCCGAGACCAACCAUACGACACGUUCGUGCCGUGCGGUGGACGACCUGAGUCGAUUGAUCUCUCCACAGUCGGCAAGCUGAUUCAGAAUGGGAAGUCAACCAUCCCAUACAUUGUCGAGGGCGCCAACCUGUUCAUCACCCAAGACAGCAAGCUCCGCCUUGAGAAGGCCGGCUGCAUACUGUUCAAGGAUGCUUCUGCCAACAAAGGAGGCGUGACAUCCUCGUCGCUGGAAGUUCUGGCUUCUCUGUCAUUCGACGAUGCUGAGUUCGUGGAAAACAUGUGCAUCCGCGAGGACGGCACUGUGCCGACAUUCUACAGUGAAUACGUCAAGCAGGUCCAAGAGGUCAUCAAGCAGAAUGCCACACUCGAAUUUGAAGCCAUCUGGCGCGAACACGAGCAAACCGGGGCGCUCCGCAGUGUUCUGAGCGACCAGCUCAGUAUCGCUAUCACGAAACUGGAUGAAGAACUUCAGAAGACAGAGCUGUGGGAUAAUGUUGAGCUCCGCCGGUCGGUCCUUCAUGAUGCUCUGCCGAAGCUCCUUCUGGACAAGAUCGGUCUUGACACCAUUCUUUCGCGGGUCCCGGAGAACUAUCUACGCGCCAUCUUUGGUAGCUACCUCGCGAGCCGAUUUGUGUACGAGUAUGGUAGCAGUCCCAGCCAGUUCUCAUUCUUUGACUUCAUGACCAAGCGACUUGCGCAAUCCAAGGCAUAAUAAUGUAAUGGCUGUUCCCUAGAUGGAUAUACAUGGUGUUUUUUCAUCUCUUCUUGCUCCGUGAUAUGCAUUUUCCGGGUAAUACCUGCUGCACAUACGCAGUGUUUAUGGAUAUAUUAAUUAUGACCGAUGUCCAUUGCAUGGAAUACAAAAAAGACUUGAGUACGGAGCCCUGUGCAUUUAAUACAAACCACUUCCUCUCUUCCACACACUACUUACUAUCUGUCUUGUCUGUAUUGGCCACGGUAUCGCUGUGUCUAGUUUACGGCGAGUCGCGAAUAGAGCGCCUGGCUUCGCCAUGCUUGUUAUGCUUCCUUUACA
Molecule: messenger RNA, 3749 nt
Organism: Aspergillus heteromorphus CBS 117.55
Lineage: Eukaryota; Fungi; Ascomycota; Eurotiomycetes; Eurotiales; Aspergillaceae
Product: glutamate dehydrogenase (NAD(+))
Exons: 5
Coding region: 141-3428 (1095 amino acids)
Cellular component (GO): mitochondrion
Molecular function (GO): L-glutamate dehydrogenase (NAD+) activity
Source: RefSeq, a predicted model, not a curated record